UUACCCGUGAUUCAGUGCACGUGCGACACUUCACAAAUCUCUCCGCUCGCUUGAGGUCUGUUCUUGUUUGCUUGAAAAACUCUUUUUAUCCUUAGAGCUACGAUAUUUGCUACGAGAUCGGAAUAAAGCAGGAUCGUCUGUAUUAUAACAGAAUGAAGUUCCAGUGGACACGAAACAUGCUAGGGCAAACCCUGGAGGAUGAAGAGAUGAGAGUGAUCAAAUAUCCCUGCACCGAGCUCACUACACAUGUCACCUUCAAGACCAUCCAGGCGUUUGCAUUACUUGGCAUGGUAGCGGUUGGUCCAGCAGUGCGAGGAAUCAGGGGACCAAGAAACUUACAAGCCAUAAUAGAUACAGCUGUUAACUAUGGAAAGUAUGGCGCAGUUCUCGGUGCAGCAGCUGGACCAGCCAUGACAUAUGCUAGGGUGGUAGGGGGUGGUAUAGAUGAAGAUGGUUUAUAUGAUCGCUGCUACCGCUUGAGGUAUAACCGCAACCAAGUGCGUACUGACAGGCUCGCGUUCCUUGGUACUCUGGGUGGCGCAGCUGGUGCAAUGGCUAUGGGUGGAAGCCUGUCCUCCGGUGCUGUCAUUGGCCUGGUCGGAGGCACUGUCUUGGCUGGUGUUUAUAAUUCUGCAUUUGCUGCACGGGAAAAGUAGUGCUAUGGCUGGAUAUGCUGGAUAAUUUAAGUUUAAAACAAUAAUGAAUGUAUAAUUAAAUAGUUCACUGAAUUUCCUCCCACAAAAGACAAUUUAAAGGAAAAUGAUAUAGCAGGAUGACAAUAAUGUAGGCUGUGUGAUUUUUUAACAAAUUAAUAAGUAGAGAGAAAUAAAAUCUUAAAAGAA
Messenger RNA from Nematostella vectensis (starlet sea anemone), 842 nucleotides. RefSeq lists its product as uncharacterized. NCBI's taxonomy places the organism in Eukaryota, Metazoa, Cnidaria, Anthozoa, Actiniaria, Edwardsiidae. The transcript is spliced from 2 exons. The coding region runs from base 153 to 656 and encodes 167 amino acids. The record is from RefSeq and is a predicted model, not a curated record.